AUGGAGGGCUUCGUGGACUUCACCAACCGCUGCCAGGGCCGCGACCAGCUCUUCCGAGCCACUCAGUACACAUGCAUGUUGCUUAGCUAUUUAAUAGAGAAUAAAGGCGAUAAAAAGAAGCUGGUAAUGAAACUCAAGCAGUUGGAAUCUAGCAUGAGCUCUGGCCGGAAAAUGUUCAGACUGGGCAACAUGGUGCACGCCUUGGUGGCAGCCCGGAGAAGUGCAGAGCUGCCCGAGGUGGUUCCUCGCCUGUGCCUCACAGCCUCCCACCUGAGCCGGGCCCUGUACUUCGUGUGCGACGCCGUGCUGUGGCUGAGGAGCGUCGGGCUCCAGCCCCACAUCGACAGACCCAAGUGGCACCACUGGGCUACCAAGUGCUACUACUGCUCGCUCCUGCUCAAUCUGGCCAGGGACUGGUAUGAGAUCUCCUGGAGGCUGGAACAAGCUGCACUGGAAGAAAAGACAAAGGAGAAUUGCUUCUGGCCGAAACACAGCGAUGAACUAAAUGGUGUGAAAAGUGAUGGUUUGCACAGUUUUUUCCGCCAGCUCUUUCAUAUACUGAAAAGGAAUCCUCCUUUGCUGCUGGAUUUGGUGAAGAACCUCUGUGAUCUCUCAGGCCCUCUGGAUACGCUGGGGAUCUACAAGACCAACCCAGGAGUGAUUGGUUUCUGUGGCCUCCUCUCCUCCCUGGUGGGGAUUCUUACAUUAGCAAGCCCACAUCUGAAGCUCAAACAGUGA
Cinclus cinclus is the source of this 738-nucleotide messenger RNA. RefSeq names its product peroxisomal biogenesis factor 11 alpha (gene PEX11A). Gene Ontology annotation, cellular component: peroxisomal membrane. The transcript has 3 exons. Gene Ontology annotation, biological process: peroxisome fission; regulation of peroxisome size. The record is from RefSeq and is a predicted model, not a curated record. The coding region runs from base 1 to 738 and encodes 245 amino acids. NCBI's taxonomy places the organism in Eukaryota, Metazoa, Chordata, Aves, Passeriformes, Cinclidae.